UCGAAACCCAAGAAAACAUCCCACUUUUUGGCCUGUCAAGGAUCGCAGAAAGGAUAGGCGGGCUUUCUUUUCUUCUUUUUUAAGCUUCCUGACAGGUUUGCAGAAAGCGCAGAUACCAGCCCACGGGGAAGACGUUCGUUUGAUUCUGUCUGACGAUGCGGUUGAGGACUCUGCCUCGUCUGGAGCUGCCGGCUGCGGCCGACAUGCAUGUCCACCUCCGUCAGGAUGCCAUGAUGCAGUUAGUUACACCCUACAUUCGAAAGGGAGGGGUUGAUACUGUCUUUGUGAUGGUAUGCAUGAAAUCAAUUCUUACGCCGUAAUCUCUCUGCUUCUUCUUCGUCUCUCUCUUCUCUCGCACUCUCUUACAUGCUUACCUUCCGGGCUUGAUGCAUGAUACUUCGUUUUGGAUAUAUACAUAUAUAUAUCUGGUUCAACGGCUCUGACUUGUUUAACUAUAGCCAAACCUUCAGCCGCCCGUUACAACGGUAGCCCAGGCAGUAGAGUACAGGAACAAACUCCAAGAGAUCGAGCCAGAUGUCCACUAUCUCAUGUCCUUGUACCUGCAUGACUCCAUUACUCCGGACGUGAUCAAGGAGACCGCGGCUGCCGGUAUCACUGGCGUCAAGGUCUACCCGCAAGGAGUGACGACCAACUCAGCUGCGGGCGUCACUAGUCUGGAAGACUUCUAUCCCGUGUUCGAGGCCAUGCAGGAGCAUGACAUGGUACUCAAUCUGCACGGUGAAGUGCCGGACGUUGAUGUGAUGAACGCAGAAGAAGCCUUCCUGCCAACCUUGAAAAGCAUCAACGAGAGAUUCCCAAAGCUAAGAAUAGUACUUGAGCAUUGUACCACUUCUGCCGCCGUCGAGACCGUUCGUUCCUGCGGCCCAACGGUUGCCGCUACCAUUACUGCCCAUCAUCUGUACCUCACAGUAGAUGACACCGUUGAUCCCUUGGCUUUCUGCAAGCCGAUUGCCAAGACUCCCGCAGACCGAGACGCCCUUAUCAGGGCCAUCUGCAGUGGUGAUUCAAAGUUCUUCCUAGGCACUGAUAGCGCUCCGCAUCAGAAGUCGGCCAAGGACCAACCAAAGCCAGCAGCUGGUGUUUUCACCCAGCCGUACGCUACACAGUACGUCCUCCUUGCCCUGGAGGACGCCACCGAGCGUGGUAUCAUACAGGAGUCUGCUGUCACCCAGGAGCGACUAGAAGGGUUCCUCAGCCGGUCUGGCAGACGGUUCUACAAACUGCCUGAGCCAGAGCCAGGAAAGGUCAUUCUCGAGAGAAAAGGGGAGACCAUAGAAAGGUCAAUCAAGAAUGAAGAUGGUAGUGUAGAAGUUGCCUUGUCAAGAGGCGGAGCCGAGAUCUUCUCCCUGCGAUGGGCUUAAAAGAAGGGAUUGCCCCCUCUCUCUCACACACAUUUUUCAUAUACCAGAUUCCUACAACACACACCCAUACAUCUCGCAAGACGGGUUAGAUUGUUCUUACAGUUCAUGAGCCCAGGGAAAUCAGAUAUUGUCCACUGUUAAUCGAUAAUACUUCAGUAUUAGUGGCUGGCGGAAGGGUUAUAAUAGACUUGACCCCCUUCUUUAGAUACGCACUUAACGG
Messenger RNA from Trichophyton rubrum CBS 118892, 1602 nucleotides. RefSeq names its product dihydroorotase, homodimeric type. The record is from RefSeq and is a predicted model, not a curated record. Gene Ontology annotation, biological process: pyrimidine nucleotide biosynthetic process; 'de novo' pyrimidine nucleobase biosynthetic process. Gene Ontology annotation, cellular component: cytoplasm. Lineage: Eukaryota; Fungi; Ascomycota; Eurotiomycetes; Onygenales; Arthrodermataceae. Gene Ontology annotation, molecular function: dihydroorotase activity. Bases 549 to 1382 code for a protein of 277 amino acids. The transcript has 4 exons.